This is a messenger RNA of Dentiscutata heterogama, 1200 nucleotides long. The record is from the annotation of a GenBank genome assembly. NCBI's taxonomy places the organism in Eukaryota, Fungi, Glomeromycota, Glomeromycetes, Diversisporales, Gigasporaceae.
AUGAAAGAAUUAGAUGAUAAUUUGUUUAAAGAUUUCUUACCGGUUUCCAAGUUAGUUAAUAGUGUUAACAUCACACAAGACUUACUUGACGUAGCUGAUGCUGUAUCACAUGAUAUUUUUAUCAAUAACAUGCCUAACACUAAAUUAGUUGAUCAAUUUGAAGCUAUAACUAAAGAUACUAUUGAUGAAAUGGUUGAAUAUGGUGCUGUUAUAAAUACCAAGAAGAAUACUGAUAAUUGGGUCAAAACAAGAAUUGAUCCAGUUUUUUUGGGUUUAUGUCACAAGGAUAAAGAACCUUAUUCUCCAAAAUCUAUUUAUAAUUGUUAUUGUGCGAUUGCUCAUUAUUUGAAAGACAAUUCAUUAAUGCAUCCAUAUCCUAACUUGUUUGAUGAAACUUGUUAUGUAUCAGGGUUACAAGUAAUUAUUCCACGAGAAAAAAAUAAUACCAGGGGCAUUAAAAAUCUUGAUAAUACAGGAUGUAAAUGUGAAAUUCCACCUGAUCAAGAUGGCAAAUUUACUCCUGUUGCAGAUAUUCUUUAUUACAUUAAUAAACAUCCUUCUGGUUUUAUUACACAAGAAUUUUUUUUACAAAUAGCUUGCAAAAAAGACAAUUUGCGUGGUAUUUGGUUUGUUGAUAAUUCUCUUGGAUGGUACUCUUAUGAAAAUAUGAUUCGUGAAAUUUGUAAAGUCACAGGAAUAUCAAUGUAUUUAAGGAAAAUCACAAACUAUUCAUUAUGCCAUAUUGCUAUUCAGAUCCUUACUGAAUUAAAUAUUGCUACCGAUCAUAUAAUGCCUUUUUCAGGACAUCGUACUCUUAAUAGUGUAAUGUUUUACCAAACUUUUAUGCCACAAAAAGAAAGCCAUGAUAAAGAUUAUGGUAAUAAGGAAGAAAGUCAUGAUGAUGGCAAUAAAAAUAAGGAUGCAAAUAAAAAAAAAAGAAUUCCCUUAGCUCCGUUACCAUCAAAUAUAGAAUCGAAUUCUUAUAAUUCUAGAAAAAAGUGCAAGGUUCUCAAAACUCCACACGACUGGUCUAAACCUUUUAAAAUUCUAUAUUGCACUUCCUCAAAACAAACAAGCCCUGCAUUACAAGAAAGUAAUAAUAAAGAUCGUAACAAGCCUUUAAAUAAUAGUGUAAUGCCCCAAAUUGACAUUAAUAACUGUAAAAAUAUUAGUGUCAAUAUUACGAUUAUAUAUUCUUAA